This is a messenger RNA of Labeo rohita (rohu), 3198 nucleotides long. RefSeq lists its product as uncharacterized. The record is from RefSeq and is a predicted model, not a curated record. The transcript has 6 exons. NCBI's taxonomy places the organism in Eukaryota, Metazoa, Chordata, Actinopteri, Cypriniformes, Cyprinidae. The coding region runs from base 386 to 1093 and encodes 235 amino acids.
GUCAGAUUUCCGAUAGAAAACUGCGGAAGCGAUACGUGGAAAAACUAUUUUAAGCUAUCAGCGGUUUGUUUAUGACGAUUCCUCUGUCCUCUUCCUGGUAAUCGAAGUAAAACAGCUGAGGAAAUGUCUUUGGAAGGAAGUGUGUGUCAUGUAACGUGCCUCUGAAACACAAUGGGAACUCCCUGCCUCCUGUGGGACACCAGAGAACAAACUGCUCACUGCCAGAAGUGUAGCUGCAAAGACGACAGCAACAGAAUUUAGGUCAAUAGGGAUAAAGGCAUGGUAACCCUGCUGAUCCUGCUAUAGCUUGAUACAACAAAUAGAUGUAGAGUAGACAGAACAGCAGUAGACUCUCAGGUGUAACUGGAUUACUUUGCUGUGUGUAAUGGGGGAGUGUAUGUUGGACCGUUAUGGUGAAGAUGGGUUUCAGAGUUGUGAAGGGUUUGACGAUUGGUCAACGUUCAGCUCUGCGGGCUGGACAGAACCCCGGGAAGACAGCAGUGGGUUUUCAGACUGGGGUGCAUUUCAGGACAAUACCAGGAAAGAGGAAUUAUCAAGCUUACCUGUGGCAGAAGCAGGAACUUUUGAGUUUCCUGAAAACACUGAAAAUGGUCAUAAGGGAAAUCCCUGGUUCGUUUUUACCGACUGCUUUCAAGUAGAGGGGGCAGAGGACAAUCCUGUCUUGAUGGAAAUCCCUACAUUGUCUGUGCUGCAGCAGAGCACGUUAGACAAGCCCUCUCAGUCUGCAGCAAUAUCAAGCGAAGCUGCAAAUUUCUGGUAUCACUUACAGUCUGGAUCCAAAAUUCUCAGACUGUCAGGUCCCAAACCAAAACUACACUCCCAUGAAGGACUGGUCAAAACCCUUCAGCUUAGACAGCUUGAUGCAAGCACUGACUCAAAGAUCACUACUCUUUUUGAUCUUGAACUAGAAGAUCUGGAAGACCCUCCUGCAGGACUUAUUCAAACUAAGCUGAUGCCAUCAUCGCAAUGUCGGAAUGCACCAGGAUUCUUUUAUCAGAUCUCACGCCAGUGGCUCAGCCAGUACAACAUGAACCUGCUGCCCUACCAGAACAAGAAAGAGCCUUUGCAAUAAUCAACAUGACAUGUGCACACACACACUUAGUGUUUCACUGACACACACUACUUCAGAAAACUGAAACUUUAUUGCAAUGUUUUUAUUUUGUCAUCAUUUACUCGACUGGUUGAAAUUAGCUAAAAGUGUAUACUUCAAAAUAUCUCAAAAAAUCAUACUGGUUUGGAAAUGAAGUAACCUAAAUAAUCAACAAAUUUUCAUUUUUAGUCACUUUAAACAAAGUACUCACUACUGCCUGCAUUCAUUAAACAAGCACAGGUAAGGUUUUCCAAGCACUCUGACAAAAAAAAAUUCAAGUCUGUUACAAAGUGCUUAACAAACGUACUCGUAUGCACACUAGCUCAGGAAGGAAUUCCUAACAUACUUGAUGUACACUUUGCCGCAGAUCUUACAUAAAAUGAAGGAUUUUAAUAGAAGAGUAGAAGAGAACGAAUAAGUGCCUAAAAAGAACAAAAUUACUGUAAACCUCAAGUACAGGAAGUCAUGCAGCCAUAUACUUAUUUAUAUUUUCCACUGUCUGCUGCUGCUGCCUACACUCAUGGCUUACUCUUCUUAAAGCUACAUUAUUUCUAUUGUGAACUGACCUCUGAAAUGUUUAUGUGUUUGGUAUAUUUAUAUCGGAAAUAUUUAAUAUUUUAAACAAGAAUAUAUAAGUACACAGCUCUAAUAGAUUGUGUCCUAUUUGUCUUUUAAAAAAAAAGUAAUAAGAAGUUUAAAACUCUUCAACAACAUAUUUUUUGUUUGUUUGUUUGUCCCUUAUGGCUUCUAGAGUAAAUGCAAUUAGAUUAAAAAAUGAAUAAUGAAAAAUUACAGCAAGAUAUGGAUAGUUUGAACUUUGAAAGUAUAAAGUUGUCUUAUAACUUUAAGAUAACUUUUGGUCUAAUUUCAUAUCAAGACCAUUUAAAUACAUCAACAUUAGUCGAGUUUUAUCCAUUUAAGCCGUUUGCCUGAUUUGGUUUGCUAUCAGACACCUUCACCUUAUCGUAAAUGUAAACAGUGGUACAUUCAGCUUUUUGUGGCAAUUAUGGGUCAUGUAACCAGAAUGUAAGGUGAUUCUGUCAGACAUUCUGUCAUUCGGUUUGCUCACGUUGCUCUACAUUUUAUUACCACCUAACACAUAGGAAGUUCACACAGUUAAAGGUCAUGGAAAGUACAAGUUACAAACACACAUUGGCAUCCGUUCUCAAGCUCAAAGUCUUCACCACAACAAAACAUUUCAAGCAUCAAGAAUUAUUCAGAGUGAACUGAUUGUUCACACCAUUACCAUCUGACCAUAUUAAUAAGCAUUAUCAUUUCCAGUACAGAGUUUCUCAUUUAGAUGUUUUCAAAGUAUUAUUUUUGGAAACGUUUUGCUGUGAUUUGCAUACAGACCAACAGAAGUGGUGUAACCACAUUUACUCAAUCUUCUUCUACAAGAUGGUGAUCAUAUGCUGUUCUACAUUUGUAAUGCCAAAAGAUGUUACUUUUAAAAGCAGUGUUAUAAAUUAGCUCAACUAUCUUCCAAGUGCAUACACUUCACUUCUAGUACUUUUAAUGAUUGAUAAUCUUUUUUUGUUAUGAGUUUUAUGUGACUAGAUUAAACAGAGAACAAUGUUUGUGGCCAAAAAAGGAAAAUACCAACACUCAUAAUGCACUGGGCUUGAUCAGACUACCUAUGCAAAAAUGCAGAAGUACAAUCUGUAGUUUUCACAAAAGCCCUGGAGCUUUCCGUUGUACUUUUUUCUGACGAAUCAACAGGGAUAUCUUAGUGCAUGUUACACAUUGUUCAUUUAUGUGUACUGACAUUGUAACAAUACAAAGCUGGUUGAAAAUCGAUGAUCUUACCCUUUAAAACCAGAAAAAUAAGCACACGUGUUUGAGUGUGUAACUACGUGUCUUAGUGCAUGUACACAGUACGUAUAUGUCUAGACUGUCACCUGCAAGGAGAAAGACAUCCUCUUUCUUUGCACAUCAGCUCCUUUCUAACCUCUAACCAUUUCCUUGUUGCAUGUUUGUGGCUCCGUGCAUCAAUCUCACACCACCUAAACUCAAAAACAUCUCCUGAUUUCACAGUUUGGACUUUGCUAAGAUGUAAUAUAAAAUGGCAAGUAGUAAUAAGAGAGGUU